Nannospalax galili (Upper Galilee mountains blind mole rat) is the source of this 2504-nucleotide messenger RNA. It is a transcript of the gene D2hgdh, whose product is annotated as D-2-hydroxyglutarate dehydrogenase. The record is from RefSeq and is a predicted model, not a curated record. The coding region runs from base 94 to 1701 and encodes 535 amino acids. Lineage: Eukaryota; Metazoa; Chordata; Mammalia; Rodentia; Spalacidae. Gene Ontology annotation, cellular component: mitochondrion. Gene Ontology annotation, molecular function: catalytic activity; FAD binding. The transcript has 10 exons.
GCGUUUGUCUGCCCCGGUGAGGCGGAAGCGGCUGCAUUGGGAAACCUGGAGUUCCUCCGUGGCCUGGUCUGACCUGGGUUACCGGCAGGAGCAAUGGUGCUCCAUCAGAUGCCCAGGUGGUCUGCGAGGCUCUUCCGGGCACCUCCAGGGUGGAGGAGGACUUGUGUUCUGGGACCCUCUAUGGGGUCGAGGUGGCUGCCUGACCGUUGGGGCAUGUACAGCCCCUUGGUUUGCAGAGGGUACUCCUCAGCCUCCGGCAGCCCCGAGGUGAUGCUGACCUGCAAAAGAUACCCUGUGCAGCGCCUGCCAUUCUCCACGGUGUCUGAGAAGGAUCUGGCUGCCUUUGAAAGCAUCAUACCUGGCAGAGUCAUCACAGACCCAGACCAAGUGGAGGCAUGCAACGUGGACUGGCUGAGGUCUGUCCGGGGCUGUAGUAAGGUGUUGCUGAGGCCCCAGACCUCAGAAGAGGUGUCUCACAUUCUUAGACAUUGUCAUGAGAGGAACCUGGCUGUGAACCCACAGGGAGGGAACACUGGCCUGGUGGGGGGCAGUGUUCCUGUCUUUGAUGAGAUCAUUCUUUCCACUGCUCUGAUGAACAAAGUCAUCAGCUUCCACAAUGUGUCUGGAAUCCUGGUCUGCCAGGCGGGCUGUGUGCUGGAGGAACUGAGCCGCUAUGUACAGGAACAGGACUUCAUUAUGCCAUUGGACUUAGGAGCAAAGGGAAGCUGUCAUAUUGGGGGUAACGUGUCAACCAACGCUGGUGGCCUCCGGUUUCUGCGAUAUGGCUCUCUUCGAGGGACUGUCCUGGGCCUGGAAGUGGUACUUGCUAAUGGCACCAUCCUGAACUGCCUGACCUCCCUGCGGAAAGACAACACAGGCUAUGAUCUGAAGCAGCUGUUCAUUGGGUCAGAGGGCACCCUGGGGAUCAUCACCACCGUUUCCAUCUUGUGCCCACCCAGACCCCAGGCUGUGAAUGUGGCUUUCCUUGGCUGUCCUGGCUUUGCUGAGGUUCUACAGACCUUCACCACCUGCAAGGGGAUGCUGGGCGAGGUCCUAUCUGCAUUUGAGUUCAUGGAUGCUGAGUGUAUGCGGCUGGUCAGACAGCACCUACACCUGGCCAUCCCAGUACAAGAGAGUCCAUUCUAUGCCCUGGUUGAGACCUCAGGCUCCAGUGUAGGACAUGAUGCUGAGAAACUGGGCAGCUUCCUGGAGCAGGUGCUGGAUUCUGGCCUGGUGACUGAUGGCACUGUGGCCACCGACCAGAGGAAAGUUCAGACGCUGUGGGCCCUGCGAGAGAGGAUCACAGAGGCACUUAGCCAUGAUGGUUAUGUGUUCAAGUAUGAUAUCUCCCUCCCUGUGGAGAGGCUCUACGACCUUGUGAUUGACCUGCGCACCCGUCUUGGCCCUCUGGCCAAGCAUGUGGUGGGCUAUGGGCACUUGGGGGAUGGCAACCUUCACUUGAAUGUGACAGCAGAGGCCUUCAGUGAGGGGUUACUCAGUUCUUUGGAGCCCUACGUGUACACCUGGACAGCGGAGCAGCAGGGCAGUGUCAGUGCGGAGCAUGGCUUAGGCUUCAAGAAGAGGCACGUGCUUGGCUAUAGCAAACCACCUGUGGCUGUGCAGCUCAUGCAGCAGCUCAAGUUACUGCUGGACCCCAAGGGUAUCCUGAACCCGUAUAAGACACUUCCUGCUCAGGACUGACAGGAGCCCUUCUGCCUGCUGCCACAGUAUGUCAGGGGCCUUGGGUAUGCAGGGCUGGUGGGCCUGGAGGCUACCUACAGGAUGGCACCAACAGCAGGCCAAGUAUCUGGUCUCAUCAGCCAGCUAGGAGCUAGCUCUGAGGCCCCUCCAGGUUAUGUUACUUUUCUGUCAGGGGAGUAGAGCAGAUGGAGCUGUCUGGCCCCACUCCCCUUGGCCUUCUGCCAGCUGAUCUUGGGACAGACUAGGUGGGCGGGCAGCUCCCUUACUCCCUAACAGGCCAAGUCUUACCUGUUCUGUGGUGGCCCUGGGGGCAUACCUUGUUUGUUGCAGCCCUGGGAGGGGCCUUGCCACUGGAUCCCCAUGCAGUGUGUGCUCUGUGAGGGCUACAGCAGAGCUGAUCAGCUCUAAACCAGGUACCAAUCAUGGUCCAGAAAACCAAGAUUUAUCCAUCCGAAGUCAAGUGGAACCCACUGUCACCCUGAGCAGGUCCUGGGUUUCUGACUAUGAUCUAUCUGACCAGCCCAUUUCCCCGCUGUGAUUAUCUUGACCCUUCUAGCUAGAGGAUAGUCCUGGCACUGAAGUGAAAGCCAACUUUCAGACGAGCAUAACACAUGGGCCGUACACUAUCCUCUGGGACUUGGCCAGCCUCCCAGGUGCCCUCUUGACCUUGGAUCUUGGCAGUCUGGGAAGUUGGACACACCUUUUUUCUUUUUGACUGUCAUCAAUUUCCAGAGAAAAAUGUGAAUCACAGCCUUCUGCUGUUGCUGCUAGAAAAUUAUUCUCAUAAAGACAUUUGUAAAGUU